GUCUGUGUGUGUUGUGAAGCCUACCCAGGGCUUUACAGUUGGUAUCAGAGCAGACAGAUCCAGGAAGGAGGGAAACAUGGCACGUUCCAACUCACAGAGAUUUGAAACCUUGGAAACGGGGCUAGAAGAAGUAAGCCAGAAAGUGGCGGAAUUGGAAGCAAACAUCCAACACGUGUUGAAGGCGGGAAUGGAGAACUUCCAAAAAACAUUGGCCGAGAACUUUCUAGCCAAGAGCACAGAAGAUACGGUCAGAAACCAAGCAGCCAUGAAUGAAGCAACCACCAGAGUUGAGGGGAGUAUUGAAAGGUUGCGGGAAGAGCAGAACACUCAAAUGGCCUUAAUGAAAAAGGACCAGGAAAAGUUUAUGGAGGAUAUGAGAAGAUUGCUGGACAGGAGGGCGGAGGAAGAAGAGUUUUCGGAGGCAAGAGAAAACAGGAGGGGGCGUGGGUUUGAUGGCGGCGGCGGCCACUGGAAACACCGAAAGCUAGACAUGCCUUUGUUUGAAGGGCUCGACCCGGAUGGGUGGAUAUUAAGGGGUGAAAAGUAUUUCGAUUUUUAUCGACUCACUGACCAAGAAAAACUGGAUGCGGCGGUGGUGUCGAUGGAGGGGGACGCGUUGCGGUGGUUCACGUUUGAAUCCAGGCGGAAUCCGAUAAGGACGUGGGAUGAGUUGAAAGCCCGUGUUUUGAUGAAGUAUAGACCGACGAAUGCCGGAACUCUACACGAGCAGUGGUUGGCCACCACCCAGACCGCCACCGUGGAGGAGUAUGUGAACCGCUUCAUUGAGUUUGUAUCGCCCCUUGACGAUGUGCCGGAGAGCAUCUUGAUGGGACAAUUUAUUAAUGGCCUGAAGGAGGAAAUAAAGGCAGAAAUUCGAGUUCUCAACCCAGAGGAUUUAGAUCAGGCGAUGGCUAUGGCUUCCCGGGUCGAGGUGAGGAAUCGGGUGAAGAAGAUGGGACCAUCUUAUAAUAGGAGCGGAUCUUUUUCAUAUUUCAGUAAGGGACCCUUAUCCACUGCCCCACAAAUUAGCCCAAUAGCCCAAAACUCUCAAGCCCACAAUAUCCCAACCUUGAGCCCAAACACUCAUAACCCAUUAUCCAGAAACAACAGCUACAAACCGAGUUCGUCCGUUGGAUCCCACACAAAUGUUCCUUCAACCACCAACCUACCCAGAAACUCAGGCGCGUCGUCGCGAUUUUCCGGCGAAGUAAGACGUUUAUCGGAGCGCGAAUUACAAGAAAAGAAAGCCAAGGGAUUGUGUUUCAGGUGUGAUGAGAGGUGGGGGGUAGGUCAUCAAUGUAAGAAGAAGGAGAUGAGUGUGUUGUUGGUGGAUGAAGAAGACGGUGGGGAGGAGCUGGCCGGAGAGGAGUUGGGCGGUGAGUUUUAUUCACUGGAAGAGCAGAUGGAAGCGGAGGUCCCGACCACCCUCUCCAUUAAUUCGAUUGUGGGGAUUACCAAUCCCAAGACACUCAAAUUGGUGGGGUACAUCGGGGACGGAGAGGUGAUCGUAAUGGUGGAUUCAGGAGCUACCCAUAACUUCAUAUCGCUCCGGGCGGUAGAAAAGCUGAAGGUACCAAUCACGAAAUCAGCAGGCUUUGGCGUGUCUCUCGGCAAUGGAGAAGCAGUGAAAGGAACGGGUAUUUGUAAACAGGUGAAACUGAAACUCAACUCCCAAAUUGUGAUAGAAGAGGAUUUUUUGCCUUUAGAAUUGGGCAAUUCGGACGUGAUUUUGGGGAUACAGUGGCUAGAAAAGCUGGGGUCGGUGGUCACCAAUUGGAAAACUCAGACCAUGAGGUACCAACUGGGUGGCUCGACGGUGACAUUACAAGGGGACCCUUCUCUGGCCAAGUCCAAAAUCUCCUUGAAGGCCAUGUUGAAGGUGAUAAGGAAAGAAGGUGGGGGUAUUCUGUUAGAGUUCAAUCAGUUGGAGGAUUCGGUGAAAGAGGGGCCAGCCAUGCCCAUGUUCUUGCGAAGAGUAAUAGAGCAGUUCAGUGAGGUGUUUGACUUGCCCACAGGCUUGCCACCAAGCCGCGGGCAUGAGCAUGCUAUAGUGUUGAGAGAAGGCAGCGACCCAGUGGGGGUAAGGCCAUACAGAUACCCGCAGAUACAGAAGGAUGAAAUCGAAAGGUUAAUCCGGGAGAUGCUAGAGGCAGGAAUCAUAAAACCAUCCACCAGUCCGUUUUCAAGUCCUGUCCUAUUGGUCAAGAAAAAAGACGGGUCUUGGCGAUUUUGUGUAGACUACCGAGCUCUCAACAAGGAGACGAUCCCGGACAAAUACCCAAUUCCCGUGAUCGACGAGCUACUCGAUGAGUUAUAUGGGGCUAAGGUGUUCACUAAGCUGGACUUGCGGGCCGGAUAUCACCAGAUUUUGGUGCGAUCGGAGGACACACAUAAGACAGCGUUUCGUACACAUGAGGGGCAUUACGAGUUUCUAGUAAUGCCGUUCGGCCUCACCAAUGCUCCCGCUACAUUUCAAUCCCUAAUGAAUGAGGUAUUCCGACCUUACUUGCGAAAAUUUGUACUUGUCUUCUUUGAUGACAUAUUGAUUUACAGCCCCUGUGAGACGGAUCAUGUGGAGCACAUACAAAUUGUCUUGUCCCUGCUGAAACAGCUUUGGGUGGACUGA
This is a messenger RNA of Spinacia oleracea (spinach), 2626 nucleotides long. RefSeq lists its product as uncharacterized. NCBI's taxonomy places the organism in Eukaryota, Viridiplantae, Streptophyta, Magnoliopsida, Caryophyllales, Amaranthaceae. The coding region runs from base 77 to 2626 and encodes 849 amino acids. The record is from RefSeq and is a predicted model, not a curated record. The transcript has a single exon.